Tilletiopsis washingtonensis is the source of this 1235-nucleotide messenger RNA. Its product is annotated as AAA-domain-containing protein. Gene Ontology annotation, molecular function: ATP hydrolysis activity; ATP binding. The coding region runs from base 32 to 1168 and encodes 378 amino acids. Lineage: Eukaryota; Fungi; Basidiomycota; Exobasidiomycetes; Entylomatales. Gene Ontology annotation, cellular component: mitochondrial outer membrane. The transcript is spliced from 6 exons. The record is from RefSeq and is a predicted model, not a curated record.
CACCACCACCUCUCUCCUCUCCCCUCGCACCAUGGCACAGAAGUCUGCCGCACGUCAAUUCCUGCUCGACCUGCUGCUCGCCGGCGUCACCACCGCCGCCGGCCUCGUCGCCUUCAAGUACAUUCACGCACACUUCGACCCCGCCACACAGAAGCGCGAUGCCGCACGCCGCCUCGGCGACGAGAAGCUGCGCCGCCUGGGCCGCCGCGUCGAGCUCGACGAGUGGGAGGAGCAAAUCGCUACCGAGCUGAUCCUGCCCUCGCAAAUCGCCGAGUCUUUCGAGUCAAUCGGCGGCCUGGAGAAUGUCGUCUCGAGCCUGCACGAGGGCGUGAUUGCGCCGCUGUGCUAUCCCGAGCUCUUCUCGCAGAUGACAUCGGCAGAGGGUGGCAGCGGCGCAGGGCUGCUCGGCGCGCCGAAGGGAGUGCUGCUCUAUGGGCCGCCAGGCACGGGCAAGACGAUGCUCGCCAAGGCCCUGGCAAAAGAGAGCGGUGCGACCUUCAUCAACAUGCACGUCUCGACGCUGACAAACAAGUGGUUUGGCGAGUCGAACAAGCUCGUGGCCGCGCUCUUCUCUCUCGCUCGCAAGCUGCAGCCGAGCAUCAUCUUCAUCGACGAGAUCGACGCCUUCCUGCGCGACCGCGGCAGCGGUGACCACGAGGCGACGGGCAUGAUGAAGGCCGAGUUCAUGACCCUCUGGGACGGCCUAACGUCGUCAUCCGAUCGCAUCCUCGUGCUGGGCGCCACGAACCGGCCAAACGACAUUGAUGCGGCCUUCCUGCGCCGCAUGCCAAAGCGCUACUCUGUGCCGCUGCCGGACGCCGUGCAGCGCCUGAAGAUUCUGCGCCUCAUGCUCGCCUCGUCGCGCCUGGACGCCUCGUUCAAGUACGAGCCGCUCGUGGCGCGGACUGAGGGCUGCAGCGGCUCGGACCUCAAGGAGCUCUGCCGCGCUGCCGCCAUGCAGCCGGUGCGCGAGUAUCUGCGCUCGGGCAAGGGCAAGGCAAAGGUGCUGAGCCUCAAGGAGGCGCAAAAGACGCGGCGGAUAGAAAGUGGAGAGGCCGAGGAGCGAGAGAAGGCGACGGUCGAGACGCGGCCGAUUCGGAAUUCAGACUUCUUCGUCGUCGAGGGCAACUCGGCAGUCGGCACGAACGCUGGAGCCAAGAAGGGCUGAUCGUGCGCAGCGAUCUGGUGUUUUCGACACGCUCCCUCGCACCUCUCGCGGAGCCUCUUGCGCCUCU